Molecule: messenger RNA, 2529 nt
Organism: Serpula lacrymans var. lacrymans S7.9
Lineage: Eukaryota; Fungi; Basidiomycota; Agaricomycetes; Boletales; Serpulaceae
Exons: 10
Coding region: 1-2529 (842 amino acids)
Biological process (GO): translational elongation
Cellular component (GO): ribonucleoprotein complex; cytosol
Molecular function (GO): GTPase activity; GTP binding; ribosome binding
Source: RefSeq, a predicted model, not a curated record
AUGGUUAACUUCACAGUAGACCAGAUUCGGGCCCUGAUGGACAAGCCCACGAACAUUCGUAACAUGAGUGUUAUCGCCCAUGUCGAUCACGGCAAGUCCACUCUCACAGACUCACUGGUUUCGAAAGCCGGUAUCAUCGCUUCAGCAAAAGCUGGAGAUAUGCGAUUUACCGAUACAAGAGAUGAUGAAAAGGAACGUGGUAUUACUAUUAAAUCAACGGCUAUAUCUAUGUACUUCGAGGUCGACAAGGACGAACUGCCGGCUAUCAAGCAAAAAACAGAGGGCAAUGAGUUUUUGAUUAACUUGAUCGAUUCGCCGGGUCACGUUGAUUUCUCAUCAGAAGUUACCGCAGCUCUCCGUGUCACUGACGGUGCCUUGGUUGUCGUGGAUUGUAUUGAAGGAGUUUGUGUACAAACCGAGACCGUGCUUCGUCAAGCGCUUACGGAACGUAUCAAACCCGUCGUUAUCAUCAACAAAGUCGAUCGUGCUUUAUUGGAACUGCAAGUAUCAAAGGAGGACCUUUUCCAGUCCUUCCAGCGUACCAUCGAAACUGUCAACGUCAUCAUCUCAACUUACCACGAUGUUGCACUCGGUGAUGUCCAAGUUUACCCUGAGAAGGGUACAGUUGCUUUCGGUUCUGGUCUUCAUGGGUGGGGAUUUACUCUCCGCCAAUUUGCCGCUCGCUAUUCCAAGAAGUUUGGUGUUGACAAAGAAAAAAUGAUGGCCAAGCUUUGGGGAGACAACUUCUUCAACCCUACUACUCGCAAAUGGUCAACGAAAUCUGCCGAUGCUGACGGCAAGCCCCUUGAGCGUGCCUUCAAUAUGUUUGUCCUUGACCCUAUCUUCAAAAUCUUCGACGCCGUCAUGAACUUCAAGAAGGACGCAAUUGCACCUAUGUGCGAAAAGCUAGACAUCAAGCUGGCACAAGACGAGCGAGACCUUGAGGGAAAAGCUUUACUCAAAGUCAUGAUGCGCAAAUUCUUGCCUGCUGGUGAUUCCCUCUUGGAGAUGAUAGUCAUUAACCUUCCCUCUCCUGCCACUGCUCAGCGGUACCGUGUUGAAACCCUUUACGAGGGUCCUAUGGACGACGAGUCCGCCAUCGGCAUCAGAGAUUGUGACCCGAAAGGUCCUCUUGUUCUUUAUGUCUCAAAGAUGGUUCCCACUUCUGAUAAGGGGCGAUUCUAUGCUUUUGGUCGUGUCUUCUCUGGGACAGUCCGCUCUGGACCAAAAAUACGCAUUCAAGGACCUAAUUAUGUCCCUGGAAAGAAGGAUGACUUGUUUAUAAAGUCUGUUCAGCGCACGAUCUUAAUGAUGGGUCGUUACAUUGAGCCUAUAGAAGAUUGUCCCGCCGGUAACAUUGUCGGUCUUGUCGGUAUCGACCAGUUCUUGUUGAAGAGUGGAACUCUUACUAGCUCCGAGACCGCUCACAAUAUGAAGGUCAUGAAGUUUUCCGUCUCUCCUGUCGUCCAAGUUGCUGUUGAGGUCAAGAAUGCAGCUGAUCUUCCUAAACUUGUUGAAGGUCUGAAGCGUCUGUCGAAGUCUGACCCAUGUGUCCAGGCUUGGAUCUCUCCCACUGGGGAACACAUCGUUGCUGGUGCUGGUGAAUUGCACUUGGAGAUUUGUUUGAAGGAUCUUCAAGAAGACCACGCUGGUGUGCCUCUUAAGAUCUCUGACCCCGUCGUUGGUUAUCGUGAAACUGUGAAAGCCGAGUCGACUAUCGUCGCCUUGUCCAAGUCGCAGAACAAGCACAAUCGUUUGUAUUGCAAGGCUAUGCCCAUCGAUGAAGAGCUCACGAAAGCCAUUGAAUCCGGCCACGUUAGCUCCCGUGACGAUUUUAAGGCUCGCGCUCGCGUCCUUGCUGAUGAGUACGGUUGGGAUGUCACUGAUGCUAGAAAGAUUUGGUGUUUCGGUCCGGAUACCACUGGUCCUAAUUUGCUCGUUGAUGUCACCAAGGGUGUGCAAUACUUGAACGAAAUCAAAGACUCUUGUGUUGCUGCAUUUCAGUGGGCGACCAAGGAAGGUGUUUGUGCAGAAGAGAACAUGCGUGGUGUCCGUCUCAAUGUUUUGGAUGUUACGCUACACACCGAUGCUAUCCACCGUGGUGGUGGACAAAUUAUCCCCACUUGCCGUCGUGUCUGCUAUGCUGCUUGCUUGCUCGCCACCCCUGGAUUGCAAGAGCCUGUAUACCUUGUUGAAAUUCAAUGUCCCGAAAAUGCUAUUGGUGGCAUUUAUAGUGUUCUCAACAAACGUCGUGGACAGGUCUUCAGUGAAGAGCAAAGGCCAGGAACCCCUAUGUUCACCGUCAAAGCUUAUCUACCUGUUAUGGAGUCCUUCGGCUUCAAUAGCGAUCUUCGUUCACAAACAGCUGGUCAGGCCUUCCCUCAGAAUGUGUUCGAUCACUGGGACUUGAUGAAUGGAUCUCCUCUCGAAAAAGGUAGUAAGCUCGAAGAAGUUGUUAGGGGUAUUCGUGUCCGCAAGGGUCUCAAGCCCGAUAUCCCCCCUCUGGAUACUUACUACGACAAGCUGUAA